Molecule: messenger RNA, 1485 nt
Organism: Caenorhabditis bovis
Lineage: Eukaryota; Metazoa; Nematoda; Chromadorea; Rhabditida; Rhabditidae
Source: the annotation of a GenBank genome assembly
AUGUCCGAAUCGUUACUCUCAAUGCAGAAACUCGAUGAAAUUCGAAUCAUGUCAACGGCCGCCGACAGCAAUUUCUCUAUCGACUGUUUUACUUCGUCUCUGUUCCCAGACACGGUUCCAGCUGCCAUCAGUCCGCUCAUCGCAUGGAUCUCAUUGGUGAUCAUUGGAACGAUCGGACCAAUCAGCGUCUUCUCACAUCUCGGAAUUCAACGAUCCAUUAAAGAACUUCUAUCGGAACGUGCAUCAAAACUUGAUGUACUUGAUGUUUUCCGAUUCCUUGCAAUUCUUUGGGUCAUGCUUAAUCAUACUGGAAGUGAGGGACGUAUUGAUAUUCUUGAAAAACUCCCAUCUGCUGAAGCAUUCAAGAUUGCUAUGCACAAUCAUCCAAUUUUCGGAGCACUUAUCGGAAAUUCCGCGUUGGGAGUUGAAAUAUUUCUCGUGUUAGCGGGUCUUCUUGCCGCGAGAUCUUGGCUCCGAAAAGCUGAUGAGCCAUUCUUUCACCAUUGGAAGUCGUUCAUCAUCCGCCGAUUCCUCCGCCUUGCCCCUCCAAUGCUUCUUUUCGUGUACAUCGCCGCAGGACCCAUAAUGGAAGCGCUUCUUCCUCGAUUCACCUCAUCGAUGAUCUCUGCGUGCGGCUUCUGGGGAAUCGUUUCUCAUGUGACAUUCACUUCCAAUUUGCAAUCUACCCCAACAUGCAUGGGGUAUUUGUGGUACCUCGGUCUCGAUAUUCAACUCUACAUGGCUGCUCCAUUCCUUCUUCACUUGCUUCACAAGAGCCCAAAGAGUGGAAUCGUCGUCUCAUUGGCUGCGAUUAUCGCUUCCUGCGUGAUCCGGGCCGGUUAUUGCACAUCAUACGGAACAUGCAAUAACAGCGAUGUCGACAUUCCGUUCAUUUCCUAUCCUGGACAAGAUGCGGCUACUUUGAAGUCCAUCUAUGCUGGACUUUGGGAUAUGUACUCUAGACCUUACACAAAAUGCGGACCAUUCAUCGUGGGCCUUCUUCUUGGAUAUGGAACAACUUCAACUAACUUUGUCAUGUCACCAGCUGCCUCGAAGUUCCUUUUCCGCUCAAGCUUUGCUCUCGCCGUACUCACAAUCUACGCAAUUCUUCCGGAAUACUGGAAUCCAAAUGCUGGAAACAAUCUCUACAAUCUGUUGUACACCGCCACAUUCCGAACAGUUUUCGCAAUCGCCAUCGCUGGAAUGAUUUCAGCGCUUUAUUUCAGACAGGAAUACAAACCAGUUCCAAAAAUAUUUGCAAUUCUUGCGAAACUCACCUACAACACCUACCUCCUUCAUAUGCCCAUCGUCUAUAUUUUCAAUUGGCUUCCAUUCCUUCAAUCAGCAACAUCACCGAUCCAUCUUAUGUUUGUUCUCCCAUUCGUUGCCACAUUGUCAUACCUGGCUGCCUUUAUUUUCUACAUAUUCGUUGAGGCUCCGAUCGGUCAUCUCACUAGUCAAUAUGCCACCAAAAUAGGUCUUUAA